This is a messenger RNA of Rhodotorula toruloides NP11, 1221 nucleotides long. Its product is annotated as chaperone protein. Lineage: Eukaryota; Fungi; Basidiomycota; Microbotryomycetes; Sporidiobolales; Sporidiobolaceae. The transcript is spliced from 5 exons. The record is from RefSeq and is a predicted model, not a curated record. Bases 1 to 1221 code for a protein of 406 amino acids.
AUGAGCGGUUCGUACUACUCGCUGCUGGGCAUCAACCCGUCUGCUUCGACUGAAGACGUUCGCUCAGCCUAUCUCGCCCUUGCGAGGGUCAAUCAUCCGGAUCGAGCACCGUCAGAACAGCGGGAAGAGGCGACCAAGCGCUUCCAGGAACUCGCGCGCGCCUACGUCGUGCUUUCCGACCCGGCUAGCCGAGAAGUCUACGACCGCACACUCCUCGCACCAGCUUCUCCGGAGGCACAAGCCGGCGCCCUCGUCCCCUUCGAACCGCCUCAGUCUCGCUCAUCCUCCUCGCAACCGUCGAGACCCGCCCCGCAGCCUCGCUCUUACACCUCAUCCAUCGCGGAGAGUGUCUUCCCAGGUUACCGAAUACCUCCGGGCGGCUACCCGCGAGCACACCAUCCGCCAACCUCCCAAACUCGCUUUCCUCCUGCCGCCUUCGACGUUCCCGCCGCACUCAACCCCUUCACCGGACUCUCCUCUCCUCUGUCCGCCUCAUCGCCGCGCUCGCACUCCGGUCUAGCCCUUCAGCAGUCCGAACCGCUCGACGACGCCUUGAUGGCACUCUCCCUGCGCGACCGCGAUCGGUACUACCUCGACAGGCGCGACGACUUUGACGACCGCUACAGGCACAAUCGGCCGGGAGACUGGGAGUGGAUUGAUGACGGAAGGGGCGGAGGACCCUGCAAGACCGCGAAGAAGGAGUGGGGCGAGGUGAAGAGGGAGUGGAAUGGCGACAAGGUCGCCAUCUCCGGCAAGGACGAGGUGUCGACUUGCGCAGACGGCGGGAUACGGUGGAGGAGUGAGUCGACGACAGUCGUGACCCACUCGUCGCACCACUCGCAUCAUCACGGACACCGCUGCUCGCACUCGCACCCUCGCCCUCUCCCCCUUCUCUCGCCUCCCGGCCAUCUCCCUCUCCCGCACCACCACCGCCCGCCUUCGCCGCACUUCCAUCGAUACAAGUACCCACACGGGCACCAUCAUCACGGGUACAGGCCCUCCCAUGACCCGUUCUACUCCUCGUCGCCGCAUCUUCUCGACUAUCGACGUCCGCCGACCCCGCUUCACGGCUUCCACCACGAUCGCCACGUCUACCGUCCCGACCACGGCUACGGACGUCGCUAUCCGUACGGCUACGAUAGUCCGCUGUUCGGCAGGGGCGAAGAGAUCGAGCUGGAGAGGAAGGUCGAGAAGAAGAGGAUCCGUGAGGGAGUCGUGUGA